CAAUCCCUCCAAGGCAUCGAACUGCAACAGCAAAGGCGAAGACUUUAGCUAGUGAUCGGCGGCAGCGCUUGUCGGAACGGAAAAUGAACACAGACAUUACAGCAUCGGUGAAACCGGAGUACCCGGUGAUUGAUCGAAACCCUCCCUUCACCAAAGUGGUCGGCAACUUCAACACCCUUGAUUACCUCCGUUUCGUCACCCUCACCGGCGUCUCCGUCACCGUCGGCUACCUCUCUGGGAUCAAGCCUGGGUUGAAAGGGCCAUCAAUGGUGACCGGAGGACUGAUAGGACUAAUGGGAGGGUUUAUGUACGCUUACCAGAACUCGGCGGGUCGACUCAUGGGGUUUUUCCCUAAUGAAGAUGAGGUUGCUCGUUUCCAGAAACGUGAGUUUUAAUAGCUAGGUUCUUUCUUCCAUUUUUCGGUUUUAAAAUGCUAGUGUUAAGACUACGUGUUAAUGUUAAUAAUCAAAUUGGUCAAUUGCACACUAUUUUCUCUGGAUUUCAGUGGCUGUUGUAUCGGAAUUCAGUGCUGUUUUUACUAUUUGUGAUGGAUGAAUAUGAAUUGCUAGUUCUCAAGGACUAUGGAAAAUUUUCAACUAAUGUGUUGUAUUGGCUUGAGCUUAAAUAAAAGUGAAAUUGGUUU
This is a messenger RNA of Rubroshorea leprosula, 643 nucleotides long. The record is from the annotation of a GenBank genome assembly. Lineage: Eukaryota; Viridiplantae; Streptophyta; Magnoliopsida; Malvales; Dipterocarpaceae.